UCUAACCUCUCACCACCCAGCCAUGAAGUUGAUCCACGCCGGUGACACGGUCAAGAUACCGGAUGGUUGCUCGGUAAAGAUUGACAGGCGAAUUGUCACAGUUGACGGCCCCCGUGGAAGUCUCAAGAAGAGCUUCAAACAUUUACAAUGCGAGCUGAUCCUGCUGAAAAAAUCCAUCGACAUCAAAGUGCAUUUCCCCAACAGGAAAGCAGUCGCCUGCGUCCGAACCAUCUGCUCUCACAUCAACAAUAUGUUUAUUGGUGUCCAACAGGGCUAUAAGUACAAGAUGAAAUCUGUCUACGCUCAUUUCCCCAUCAACAUCAACAUUAUCAACGACAACACUCACGUCGAGGUGCACAAUUUCUUGGGUGAGAAAUUCGUGCGACGUGUAAAUCUCCUCCCCGGAGUUACGUGCAAGUCCACCGGUAACAAAGAUGAGAUUAUGGUGGAAGGAAACGAUGUGGAAAAUGUCAGCAGAUCAGCAGCCCUCAUCCAGCAAUCCACAACCGUCAAAAACAAGGACAUUCGUAAAUUUUUGGACGGUGUUUAUGUUUCUGAGAAGACCUUUAUCCAAGAGUUAGCUGAGGAAUAACUAAAUUUGGGAUAUUUUUAUUUAUUCUAAAAUAAUAA
This is a messenger RNA of Bolinopsis microptera, 630 nucleotides long. Its product is annotated as large ribosomal subunit protein uL6-like. Lineage: Eukaryota; Metazoa; Ctenophora; Tentaculata; Lobata; Bolinopsidae. The record is from RefSeq and is a predicted model, not a curated record. Gene Ontology annotation, molecular function: structural constituent of ribosome; rRNA binding. Bases 23 to 592 code for a protein of 189 amino acids. The transcript has a single exon. Gene Ontology annotation, biological process: cytoplasmic translation. Gene Ontology annotation, cellular component: ribosome; cytosolic large ribosomal subunit.